GGCGUUCAGGAGGCCCCUCAUUUGGACGCGCCAGGGACCUUUGGGAACUCGAUUUUCCUUCGGCCUUCUCGGGCCUGGCACGUGAGGGCGCGCUGAGUUGCGGACGCCGCAUUUACACCUGACGUCAAAGCGCGCGCUGCUGCGCCAACCCCAGACCGGUCUCCACCCAAACUGCCUCCACCGCUCGCCACUUCACGCCCGGCGUGCAGGCUUCCAGAAAAGACGCGCAAUCGUCUGAAGUCACCCGUCUCCAAAGAGUCAAAACACCUCUGUGGCUGAAAUGGCGGUAGACCAGGACCCUGUGCCGGUGGCUGGGCGCAAGCGCAAGCUCAACGACCGCAGCGCCACUCGCCCGGUCGUCACUGACGAUGCUGCGUCCAAGCUUCAAGGUACCCAAGACCAGCCGAUCCUUCUGGAUGACGCCGAUGACGACCAGCCAGACGUCUUGUCUCAACCCGCAAAGAAGAGAGCCAGCAAAGGCAGAGCCAAGCCGGCUUCGGCACAGCAGCCUGCGACCAAAGCCACCGCCAAGGCCAAGAAGGGAAAGGGAAAGCAGAGCGACCAUGUCGAUGCGCCCGCGAAGAAGUCGAACAAGGCCAAAAACAAGUCCAAUGAAGAAAAGCGUCUGCGGAAGUUCCGCUCCAAUCCUCCGAUUUCAUUCAUUGAGAUCAAGGACAGAGCAUUGACCCAAAGGAUGUUCGUCAUUGAUCGCACUCGUGGAGGCACGGAUGAUUGCCCUGAAGAAUCUAUCGAGAUCGCAGGCACGACCGGUAACAUUUACACCGUGAACAUUGACCAAGCUCCUAACUGCACUUGCCCACACGCAAAGAAAGGCAACCAAUGCAAGCACAUUGUCUACGUCCUCAUCCGCGUCCUUAAGGCCCCGGAAAACCUGCAGUAUCAGCUCUCAUUCCUGCGCUCCGAGCUUCGCGAUAUCUUCUCUAAAGCACCGCCCAUUCCGUCCGAUUCCGGAGACGGCAACAAUGACGGCAACCGCAAACCCAUCGAGGACGACUGCCCCAUCUGCUGCAUGGAGUUUGAGCCCUCGAAGGAAAAGAUUGUGUACUGCAAGGCCGCCUGUGGUAACAAUGUGCACGAGCACUGCUUCGAGCAAUGGGCCGCCACAAAGAAAGGCUCGGGCCCGGUGACGUGCCCGUUCUGCCGCACGCCUUGGGCCGGCGACGAGGCAUCGCUUAAGAAGAUCGCAAAGACAGGCGGCACAGUCAACGCAGAAGGCUACGUCAACGUCGCAAACGAACUGGGUAUCUCAGGCGAGCGCGCAGAUUACUCGAGUUACCACGACUUCUGGGUGCGACAGCAAGCCCGCGACGGCCUCAUCGGUCACGAAUGGCGCGACUUUGGUCGUGAGUUUUGA
Aplosporella prunicola CBS 121167 is the source of this 1375-nucleotide messenger RNA. RefSeq lists its product as uncharacterized. The transcript has 4 exons. Gene Ontology annotation, molecular function: zinc ion binding; ubiquitin protein ligase activity. The record is from RefSeq and is a predicted model, not a curated record. Lineage: Eukaryota; Fungi; Ascomycota; Dothideomycetes; Botryosphaeriales; Aplosporellaceae. The coding region runs from base 281 to 1375 and encodes 364 amino acids.